Molecule: messenger RNA, 852 nt
Organism: Entrophospora sp. SA101
Lineage: Eukaryota; Fungi; Glomeromycota; Glomeromycetes; Entrophosporales; Entrophosporaceae
Source: the annotation of a GenBank genome assembly
AUGGCACAGAAUUAUAAUGAAUGUAGACAGUUUCUUGAGGAAACUUCAAGCAUCGAAAAUAGUAUAAACACAAUUCAAAGGAACGUUGAACGUAUUCAAGUAAUACAAACACGUAUUCUAGUGAGUACUUCGGCACAAAUGGAAGAUGAUGGCGUUCAAGAGCGUGAAGAGCUUACGUUGAAUACAAAAAAAAAUCUUUUUGAAACUAAAGAUUGGAUUAAAAAAAUUGAAUAUGAAAAUAUCAAAUUACCAAUAAAUGAUCCAAACAACAGCAUUAGAAAACAAAGGCUCGAGUUUCUCAAAGCAAAAUUCACAAAUGCGCUUGAAAAUUUUCAUAGUGUUGAAGAUACUUAUAUGAGACAACGGAAAGAAAGAAUGACACGUCAAUACAGAGUUGUCAAUCCAGAAGCAUCUCAAGAUGAAAUUGACAAUUAUUUGAGCAAUCCAUCAUGUCAGCCGCUUUGUCUAAUUCGUACAAGCGAAGCUCGCGCAGUAUUUACAGAAGUUCAAAAACGACAUAGUGAUAUAAAACAGAUUGAAAAAACAAUUGAGGAAUUAGCAAUUUUGUUUCGUGAAGUGCAAUUACAAGUGGAGGAACAAGAUUCUGUGAUUUUAAAUGUAGAAGUACCUGUUGAAGAAUCUCUUGCGAAUACCAAACAAAGUGAAAUUUAUAUUGAAAAGGCGCAUGAGAAUGCAGUCCAAGCAAGAGGAAAGACGUGGAUCUUUUUAGUAGUUAUGAUUAUAAUAGUUUCUAUAAUCAUAAUAACUAUAAUAGUACAGAUAUAUGGGAAAGUAAAUAGUACACAGAUUUCUGACGCAAGUCCUUCUGACUUAUUACCUCCUGAUCCUUAA